Molecule: messenger RNA, 1005 nt
Organism: Symbiodinium sp. CCMP2592
Lineage: Eukaryota; Dinophyceae; Suessiales; Symbiodiniaceae
Source: the annotation of a GenBank genome assembly
AUGGCGGAGCAAGAUGCGCUGAUCGACUCCACCACAGCCCCUGCAGAGACUUCGUGCUGUUGCUGCUGCAACCCAGAGAGGAACAUCUCGCAUGAGUUUAUCCAUGAGCACCUCAAGGGCAACCCGCUAUUUGGAUGGUGGCACAUGCCAAAGUUGCAGCCCUGGGACGUCCUGGACAAACUCAGGGACAAGCUCACCGACCGCAAGAAGUUUCCUGCCCUACCAGUCGUCUUCAAGGAGGAGGCUGAGAUGACCGUGGGCUAUGCGUCUGCGAAGGAGAUGCUGUCAAUGAUGUACGAGGCGACGAAAGUGUCCGGGAUUUGGGAAAAUGUUCCCGAGAAACUCCGCGGAGUCUUCUGGAUGAAGGGCAACGGCGUCGGGGAAGAGCUGAUGGUGCUGCAGUACGGCCGGUGGUUUGAGAAGGAGAAGAUCCUCAUCACGCCGAUGGCACCCUUCAUGUGGGCCUGGCCAGCAGGAAAGCCCAGUGAGGCUCCCUACUGGGGCGCCAUGUAUGGUCCAACAACGACCAUGGUCGGUGCACGCAUCCUCUGCGGGACUGGCCUCCCCAGGCCACCCUCUCCCGCCACCUACUCGCUGAAGUUCUCCGGCGAGGACUUGACCUACGCUGUUAUACAAGCCGGCUCAGACUUGACCAAGGACAUGGUGAACGUCGGAAGCCUCCUCCCGCCCUGCUCCUGCUUGACGUGCAUCCGUGGGAAGUUCACCCUCGAGCUCCAGCCGAGCACUCUACCGGAGCCGGGCAGCCACUGGAAGCGCGGUAUCUGGUGGGGCCCAGGGACUUGCACAUUCUGUCCGUUCGGCGGCUACAACUUCGUCAAGGUGCUCCGGGGAGAUGGUGAGCCUAAUGAGCCCUAUUACAGCGAGUUCCUGAAGUACAUGGACGAGAUCAAACUUUUCACUUGGUCCGGUUUCCCAGACAGUGAGCGGCAGUCACCCGAGUUUCGAACUCUUGAGGAAGCCGCUAGACUGCGCGGCGCGCUUUGA